AAAUAGGACAGUCGCUGGGAGAUCUGGGCGCUGUCUAACGCUGGAAGGUGCUGAAAUAUCUCCCUCUCUCUCUCUUCCUCUGCUUUGAUUGGCAAAGGCUGACACUGAUUGACAAGUAUCCAUGGCAACCCAGCAGCCAAUCUGCCAAGUCCAAUAGGAAAUCGCUGGCUGGUUUAGGGCAGAUCUUCCUUUUUAACAGCGCAAUCAGCGGCGAUACCUUUGCUUGGCUCUUGGAGUUGCAGCGAGUGCAGCCAGAGAUCAUCUUCAAGUACAUCGCGCUCACACAGCGUUUUGUGCAUCUUUUUUUUUCAUAUAUGCGGAGUCGACGUUCAAAAAGCUGAUUUGGCAACAAAACCAGAGCCAAUGUUUCAGCUGCCUAUUCUGAACUUCAGCCCCCAGCAGGUAGCUGGGGUGUGUGAGACCCUAGAAGAGAGUGGGGACAUUGAGCGCCUUGGUCGCUUCUUGUGGUCAUUGCCAGUAGCUCCUGCCGCCUGCGAGGCGCUUAAUAAAAAUGAGUCUGUCCUCAGAGCCAGGGCUAUUGUGGCCUUUCAUACGGGCAAUUUCAGGGAACUCUACCACAUUCUGGAAAAUCACAAAUUUACCAAGGACUCGCACACUAAGCUGCAAGCUCUGUGGUUGGAGGCGCAUUACCAAGAAGCAGAGAAGCUGAGGGGGAGACCUUUGGGGCCAGUAGACAAGUAUAGAGUGAGGAAGAAGUUCCCUCUCCCCAGAACUAUUUGGGACGGGGAACAGAAGACGCACUGCUUUAAAGAACGAACAAGGCAUUUGCUUAGGGAAUGGUACCUACAAGAUCCCUAUCCAAAUCCCAGCAAAAAAAGGGAGCUCGCCCAAGCGACUGGACUUACCCCAACACAAGUAGGGAACUGGUUCAAAAACCGGAGACAGAGAGACAGAGCAGCGGCGGCAAAGAACAGGCUACAGCAGCAGGUCUUGUCCCAGGGAAGUGGCCAUUCAUUGGGUCCGGAUGAGAGAGGAGAAGCGCUGGGCUCAGCCUCCAGUCCUGCAGCAAGUCUGUCCAGCAAAGCGGCCACCUCUGCCAUCUCCAUCACAUCCAGCGACAGUGAAUGUGACAUCUGACCCAUGGGCAUUUAGCGCAGCACAAACUCACAACUCAGUGUCUAUUGCGUUACAGACUGGCCCACAGGGGCCACAAACCGGCCUCAGUCACAGUACCAGGGAGCGCUCAUCACACUGGCAUUUCUGACUACUGAUCUGCCUACAAUUCACAAUAGAAGACUGUAAAAAAAAAAAAAAAAGGUUUGUGUCACAUUUAAUCUGGGGAUUUUCUAAUCCGAUGCCUCAAUUGCCUACUCGCCCAAGCGUUUGAGCGCAUGCCCUUUUCAUUCUAUGGCUAUUUCAUGGUUACAAAAAAAAAAGAAAAAAAAAAAGGACUUUUUUUUACUUUAACGUUUGUUUUUAUAUAUUAUAUAAUGACUUAUUUAAGGGUUUGCAGCUGUAGACUUCUUUUGCUUGUCUGUAUGUGCGCAGGUGACUUUGUAGACGCAUGUGCGCCAAAUCUAUGGAUCUAACCGAGAAGUUAAAUAAAGUAUGUAAUGAUCAGA
Messenger RNA from Xenopus laevis (African clawed frog), 1583 nucleotides. RefSeq names its product SIX homeobox 6 L homeolog (gene six6.L). Gene Ontology annotation, biological process: eye development; regulation of transcription by RNA polymerase II. The record is from RefSeq and is marked provisional. Lineage: Eukaryota; Metazoa; Chordata; Amphibia; Anura; Pipidae. Gene Ontology annotation, molecular function: RNA polymerase II cis-regulatory region sequence-specific DNA binding; DNA-binding transcription factor activity, RNA polymerase II-specific; DNA binding. Gene Ontology annotation, cellular component: nucleus; transcription regulator complex.